Molecule: messenger RNA, 1938 nt
Organism: Talaromyces rugulosus
Lineage: Eukaryota; Fungi; Ascomycota; Eurotiomycetes; Eurotiales; Trichocomaceae
Exons: 4
Coding region: 1-1938 (645 amino acids)
Biological process (GO): regulation of DNA-templated transcription
Cellular component (GO): Rpd3L complex; Rpd3L-Expanded complex; nucleus
Source: RefSeq, a predicted model, not a curated record
AUGGCUGCCAACAACGCUGCGACCGCCGCUGGCAGCGCUCUCUCGCAAGUGUCGAGCAGUCGUAACAUGGCUCGCCAAACUCGCACAAACCCAUCUCGCACGUCCAAGACGGUUGCCCGCUCGUUCCAGUUCUAUGGACAGUCGUCUACCGCCGAUUCUCCUCAAGUAGCAUCAUCGUCUGCUGCUGUCCCCCACGGUCUUUACCCUGCGCUCACUCAUUUCACCGAUACCAUCACGGCUCUCCCGCGCGAGUUUCGCCGUCAUAAUUCGCUUCUGAAGGAGGUUGAUGCAAAGGCGUGGGCAUUGGAGGAGAAUUUACACCAGCUACUCUUGACGGCUUCGGAAUCGAGGCCGGUUCCUUACCCACCUAAUCCUGCUCCGAUCGUGGACGGGGUUGUGAGGGAGUAUGGUGUUUCUCAGGAUGACCCGCAAAAUACCGAAUCGCAAGAGAGUAGACACCGAAGGCUGCUUUUUGAUCGAAUCAGACGCUCUUUAACCGACUUGAUGAUGACGGCCGACGAAAAGAACCACGUGAUUACAAAUGCCAACGACGAGCUCGACCAUCAGCUCUUCCGCCUCAAGACAGUUUUCCCCUACAUCUCUGGAGAAGUGAGUGAAGAGGCCAGGCUGGGUAGCCUUACUCACUGGGCCUACACCAAUCGGACCGCUAGCAAGCCUGUAACAACAGCAAACGAACGUCCCCGGAGAGAGGCAGCAUCCAGUGCUUCACAUUUCGUUCAGGCUUUGCACGAGUCGGAAGGUGUAACUCACCGAGGCGAUGCAAGACGGGAACCGUCUCGCAAGCAGCGGAGAAACCAUGCGGACCUUGAUUCCGAUGAUAUUCGCACUGUGAAUCAUCGCAAGGGCGGUGCGGCUAAGGCCCGUGCCAAUGCCGGUGACAAUGCAGACUCGGGCAUGCCUACAUCGGCGCCUAAGCGGAGGAAGGUUGUAGAGAAACCGACUCCCGUACUUGCUGGUGGCACGGCGAUGGAAAGGUCUGUUAGCGCUGUCACAAACAACGGACGAGCAGUUUCCAAGGACAGCUUGAAUACCGAAGUCAAGAAGAGAGUGCGCGCGCCAAAUGCUGUUUCCACGGCGGGCCGCAAAAGAAACAACACGGUUACGUCAACCGCAGACUCGCCUUUGGUCUCGUCGCCUGUUGUUGGCACCUUCAACCCGCCAAGGAGUGCUCCGAGUCCUGGUCCUACUACCAAUAACCGACCACAGUCUUCGAGAGCUCAACAGCCUGCAGCGCAAGCUAGUUCUCGACAGCGACCUCCCUCUGCAUCUAGCCGCAGUAACAAUAACGGUAAACCUGUGGAUGCCAAGGCGAAUUUCCCACGAGAAAGUUCGAUUAAAGAGGCAACACCUCCUGUGCCUUCUGGCGCUGCCAUUCGUCAACUCGAGGUCGAAAGAGAGAACCCGGACACCAAGCUCAAUACGGCGACAGACAAGGGCGAGCGCGUAGAGACAAAGCUGCUAGACGGCAGUAAUGGAAGCGAACAAAUGUCUCCGGUAAUUCCUGCAGCUGCUCAAACCAAGGGCCGAUCGUCCAAGACGUCGACCCCUAUCGUCUCUACGUUUCCCGAAUCCCAGACACGAGGCCGGUCGUCUCGCAACAACGCAGAAUCGGCGCCGAAACGCGGGCACAAGAAAAGCGUAAGCGUGUCUACGACAUACAAACCUCGACCGACAGCCACUCGCGACGAAGAAUCGUCGCACGAAGGCGACGAUGAGGAGGAUGAAAGCGAACCGCGGUACUGCUAUUGCAACCAGGUCAGUUUCGGAGAGAUGGUGGCAUGCGACAAUGAUUCGUGUCCGACAGAAUGGUUCCACCUUUCGUGCGUGGGACUCACGAAGCCUCCUGGCAGAAAUGUGAAAUGGUACUGCACCGACUGCAAGGAAAACGCAAAGCGUGGCCGAUCAACGGCCAAGUGA